Molecule: messenger RNA, 363 nt
Organism: Prunus armeniaca (apricot)
Lineage: Eukaryota; Viridiplantae; Streptophyta; Magnoliopsida; Rosales; Rosaceae
Source: the annotation of a GenBank genome assembly
AUGGCGUAUGUGGAUGGCAUCCAGGCUGGAAGAGAUCACUUGUGGUUUCUUGAUUCUGGGUGUAGUAAUCACAUGUGUGGGAAAAGAGAGUUAUUUUUACAAUUUGAUAAUAAUUUCAGAGAAAAAGUGAAGCUGGGCAAUGAUAUGAGUCUCACUGUGAUUACUGAAGUUUUCUUUGUGCCAGCGUUGACUAACAAUUUACUAAGCAUUGGUCAAUUGCAAGAGAAGGGUCUUACAGUGCUCAUGCAACACAGAAAGUGCAAGAUUUAUCAUCCUGAAAAAGGUUUAAUCAUGGAAACCGAGAUGGCAUGCAACAGAAUGUUCACUGUGCUUGGUCGCAUUCAUAAAAAGACUUCGAACUGA